Messenger RNA from Empidonax traillii (willow flycatcher), 897 nucleotides. RefSeq names its product high mobility group protein HMGI-C-like. Gene Ontology annotation, biological process: regulation of DNA-templated transcription. The record is from RefSeq and is a predicted model, not a curated record. Gene Ontology annotation, cellular component: chromatin; nucleus. Bases 51 to 548 code for a protein of 165 amino acids. NCBI's taxonomy places the organism in Eukaryota, Metazoa, Chordata, Aves, Passeriformes, Tyrannidae. Gene Ontology annotation, molecular function: DNA binding; transcription coregulator activity. The transcript is spliced from 6 exons.
CCAGAAUGAGAAAUCUCCAGUGGGAAAUUAUCAUCACGUAAAUGUGAAAGAUGGGAAUCACUUCCACUGCAGUUUCAAGGACAGAUUCCACGGACACCUGUCGGGAAGGUUCAGGGCCCUUUCUGCUGACUGUGAGAAGUGCCAAGAUGAGCAACGAGAGGCCAGACAACCCUGUCUCAUCUAUACCGACCGAGGGCCAGAAGAAAAAGAGGGGAAGACCAAGGAAGCAGCCACAGGAGGACACCAUGGAACGGCUGUCAGAGACAAAACCACGAGGAAGGCCAAAAGGAAGCAAGAAAAGGACUACUGUAACUGGGGAAACUGCAGAACCUCCUGCUGAGAAGAGGCCAAGAGGGAGGCCCCGCAAGUGGCCUCAAGCAGUGGUCAAAGAAGGAGAGUCUCAGGAAGGAGAUCCUCAGGAAAGCGGUGACUCGAAUUUGAACUCGGCACCAACCACCCAAGGCAUCACUGGAAAACGCGGUUCCAAGCCCGGCAAAACUGCUGGUUUUAAGAGAUCUCAGACUGCCACCCCUGCCACAGCUCAGUAGUGCCACCUGUUCAUGUCUUACUGAAGCCAGAGGACUGCAAAGCAAACAGGAUUUUUAAUGUUGUAUUUCAGAUUCUUCCUUUGUGAUAAUUUUGGCCAAGUUCUCUCUCCUGUUUGUCUGCUGGUUUGCUAAUCCCAAACACCCAAACAGGGACUUGGGGGAAGAAAGAACAAAUGCCUUGUUGGAGAGAUGCCUUGCACAGUUUGUAGUGUACCUUUUGUGAGGAUAUUAAUGUUUCUUUAAAAAUACUUGGAUAACCUGGUGCCUUACCCUGCCACAGACUGCAGUAGUUCAACAGAAAAGUAAUGAGCAAUGCAGAUACAGGAAGGGAAAUCUAUUUACACAGCAG